AUGCCCGUGAUACAAGAUUUUCGGCUUAGAGCAAACAGUUGGAUUGGGACGUAUGGUGCACUAUUACUCGCCAUUGGCAAUCUGGUUCUCCUUCAACUCUGCAUCUGUGUCUAUCGCAUCUGGUUUCACCCACUAUCUAAAUACCCCGGCCCGGCAAUCCUUAAGGUUGUGAGUUUUCCCUGGAUUUACACCACCUUGAUCAAAGGUACGGGCCCGAGAUCGAUUUUGGAACUCCAUCGUAAGUGUGGAAAAAUAGUUCGACUUGGUCCCAAUCAUCUGGCUGUGGACGGCUCCAUUGGCUUUCCGCAGGUGUUCGGUAACAGGAAAGUCGAUCAUCCCAAACUCCCUGGGUUUUUUAUCGAUUUCCCUAACGCUAUUAUUGGUUCGAACCGGGAAGUUCAUCGCCGACAACGUCGCCAGCUUAACCCCGCGUUUAGUGACUUAGCUGUCAAAGAGCAAGAAUCUAUAGUCACACGCUACGUUGACUUAUUGCUGGACAAGUUGAGCGAACAAGAAGCUUUACAGAAACAUGUAAACAUUGUGGAAUGGCUCAACUUCACUACCUUCGACGUGAUUGGCGAUCUGACGUUCGGCGAAUCUUUCCACAGCUUGGAACAGAGCGGCUACCACCCAUGGGUCCUAAAUAUCGUCAACAGCGUUCGAAUUGCAUCGAUAGCUCGAUUCUUACUCUGGUACAUUCCUCCUGCGGUGCUUUCAAUUGGCCUUAAGGGCACUGGGAUCAUGAAGUUGGCGCACGAAGCCAGGUUCUAUGCUAAAGAGAAGGCUUUGGCAAGGAUAAGCUUGGGCCCUGUGCCCAAGGAUGGCCGUCGUGACUUUAUGACUUAUAUGCUGAACAAAGAACAGAAUGGCGGAGGUAUGAGCGAAACCGAGAUUGUGGCCAACUCACCGUUCCUGGUUGGGGCAGGCAGCGAAACAAUCGCAACCGCAUUGUCAAGCCUUUUCUUCCAUCUGGCUAGCAAUCCAUCAAUUUACAAGGCGGUGGCUGACGAGCUCCGGUCCAAGUUUCAUUCCAAGGAGGAUAUCACCGUUCAGAGUACCACUUCGCUGCAGCAUCUCAAUGCGUGCAUCGAGGAAACGCUGCGCAUUUAUCCCCCGGUGUGUGAGUCACCGCCGCGAAUAUCCCUAGCAGACGGAGUAGUCGACGGGAAUUACAUUCCGAAAGGGACGAUUAUAACAGUGUCCCAGUAUGCCACCUUUCGGAAUCCGGAGCAUUUUCAGGAACCUGGCUCGUUCCUGCCACAACGAUGGUUUCCACCAAGUCAUCCACUAUUUGAAGAUAGGUUCCAAAGCGACAACAAGGCAGCAUUCAAACCUUUCAGCUUUGGAGCGAGAGAUUGCAUUGGAAAGAGGCUUGCCUACGCGGAGAUGCGAGUUCUUGCCGCAAGAUUUCUCCACGUUUUUGACUUUGACAUGCUCCCUAACCAGGAGGAUUGGCUCAACAAGCAACUUGCAUUUGUGAUCUGGGACAAAGGGCCUCUUUACAUUGCCUUACAGCGAAGAAGCACUUCCUAA
Molecule: messenger RNA, 1533 nt
Organism: Exophiala bonariae
Lineage: Eukaryota; Fungi; Ascomycota; Eurotiomycetes; Chaetothyriales; Herpotrichiellaceae
Exons: 3
Coding region: 1-1533 (510 amino acids)
Molecular function (GO): oxidoreductase activity, acting on paired donors, with incorporation or reduction of molecular oxygen; monooxygenase activity; iron ion binding
Source: RefSeq, a predicted model, not a curated record